Pteropus alecto (black flying fox) is the source of this 1863-nucleotide messenger RNA. RefSeq names its product coagulation factor XII (gene F12). Gene Ontology annotation, biological process: blood coagulation; zymogen activation. NCBI's taxonomy places the organism in Eukaryota, Metazoa, Chordata, Mammalia, Chiroptera, Pteropodidae. Gene Ontology annotation, cellular component: extracellular region; rough endoplasmic reticulum. Gene Ontology annotation, molecular function: calcium ion binding; serine-type endopeptidase activity. The coding region runs from base 1 to 1863 and encodes 620 amino acids. The record is from RefSeq and is a predicted model, not a curated record. The transcript is spliced from 14 exons.
AUGAGGGCUGUGCUGCUUCUGGGGUCCCUGCUGGUGAGCCUGGAAUCAGCACUUUUGACUCCACCUCGGAAAGCUCCCAUGGUGCCUAAGCAUGUCAUGGACAGACACACCAUGGGGGACAAACACACAGUGGUUCUCACUGUCACUGGGGAGCCCUGCCACUUCCCCUUCCAGUACCACCGGCAGCUAUACCACAAAUGCACCCCCAGGGGCCAACACGGUCCCCGGCCUUGGUGUGCUACUACCCCUAACUUUGAACAGGACCAGCGAUGGGCAUACUGCCUGGAGCCCAAGAAAGCGCAAGACCACUGCAGCAAACACAACCCCUGCCAGCGGGGAGGGACCUGUGUGAACACGCCAAGAGGCCCACACUGCAUCUGUCCAGAACACUUGACCGGGAAGCAUUGCCAGAGGGAGAAGUGCUUCGAGCCUCAGCUUUUCCAGUUCUUCCAUGAAAAUGAAACAUGGCUUAAACUUAAGCCGGCUGGUGUGGCCAAGUGCCAGUGCCAGGGUCCCCAAGCCCACUGCAAGCCACUGGCCAGCCAGGUCUGCCCCACCAACCCGUGCCUCAACCAGGGCCGCUGCCUGGAGGUGGAUGGCCAUCAGCUGUGCAGUUGCCUGGAGGGUUAUGCAGGUCGGAACUGCGAUGUGGACAUUAAGGCGAGCUGCUACCACGGCCGCGGGCUCAGCUACCGCGGCACAGCUGACACCUCGCUCUCUGGAGCACGGUGUCAGCCUUGGGCCUCAGAAGUCACCUACCGGAACCUGACUGCAGAGCAAGCACUGAGCUGGGGACUCGGCCACCAUGCCUUCUGCCGGAACCCGGACAAUGACACCCGCCCGUGGUGUUUUGUGUGGAGCGGCGAUCGGCUGAGCUGGGAAUAUUGCCUCCUGUCACCGUGCCAAGCCCCAACCCGGGCAGCGCCCCAGAUGCCCCAGGGGCGCCGAGACUUCCCACUGCCCUCGCUUUCUGCAUUGCAGAAGCCUCAGACCACGACCCAGACCCCGCCUCAGGGCUUCCCCACAGCCUCGCGCGCGAUGCCGGAGCAGCGGACUCCCUUGCCCACUAAGGGCCCGGCGGGCUGCGGACAGCGACUCCGGAAACGGCUGUCCUCAAUGAGCCGCAUCAGCGAGGGACUGGUGGCGCUGCCCGGCGCGCACCCCUACAUCGCAGCGCUGUACUGGGGCCACAAUUUCUGCGCCGGCAGCCUCAUCGCCCCCUGCUGGGUGCUGACCGCAGCUCACUGCCUGCAGAACCGGCCGGCGCCGGAGGAGCUGACGGUGGUGCUGGGCCAGGACCGCCAUAACCAGAGCUGUGCACAGUGCCAGACGCUGGCCGUGCGCACCUACCACCUGCACGAGGCCUUCUCGUCCAUUACCUACCAGCACGACCUGGCGAUACUGCGCCUGCAGGAGAGCGCGGACGGCAACUGCGUGCGCCUGUCGCCUUCGGUUCAGCCCGUGUGCCUUCCCAGCAGCGCCGCCCGCCCCGGCGAAUCCGAGGCCAUGGUCUGCGAGGUGGCCGGCUGGGGCCACCAGUUCGAGGGGGCAGAGGAAUAUUCCACCUUUCUGCAGGAGGCACAGGUGCCCCUCAUCUCUCAGGAACGCUGCUCUGCCCCUGACGUGCACGGCACCGCCUUCGCCCCUGGCAUGCUCUGUGCUGGCUUUCUAGAGGGUGGCACCGAUGCGUGUCAGGGUGACUCCGGGGGCCCGUUGGUGUGUGAGGAUGAGGCCGCAGAGCACCAGCUCAUCCUGCGAGGCAUCGUCAGCUGGGGCUCGGGUUGUGGUGACCGCAACAAGCCAGGUGUGUACACUGACGUGGCUUACUACCUGACCUGGAUCCAGGAGCACACCAAUUCCUGA